AGAGAAACCUGAAACCCUAGCUGCUGCUGCUGCUACCAUUUGAGACGAUGGCAAUAAAGAUGCCCAAGUGUACGUGCUCCCGUCGUCGCCAUGCCCAUCUAAAUUUAGCUCGUAGAAAAGCCAACAAGUCCAUUCUUAAGAGAAUAAAAGCUAAUCUUCUUAAGUUUAGCAAUGGAGGAGAAGAAGAAGCUAUCAAAAAAUUCAAUCUUUCCAGAUGCCAAAAUCAAAUUUGCAAAGGGAAGAGCCUUUCAAAUGACCAGAUGGAGAUUCAUCAGGUCUCAACUAUUCAUUUUCAAGACGAAAUAAUGAUGGACAUCUUCCGCAGAUUACCUAUGCAGUCUCUUCUUCGAUUCAAAUGUGUUUCUAAAUUAUGGAAAUCAUUAAUUGACGAUCCUUACUUUAAGAGGACACAUUAUAUUCAUAACAGGGAUAACCAAAAAGUUCUUUUUGCCGAAAGGUUUCUUAGUGUGGAUGAUGAUAACUACAGAUUCUAUACUUGUUCUUUAUCAAUGGUUGAGGAUAAACAAAAGCUUGAUUGUCCUACAAGCUGCAAUUCGAUGGAUGCUAGAAUAUUUUGUUCUUGCGAUGGAUUGGUUCUUAUUUAUGUUUGUUCUGAAACGGACUAUGAAGAACUUUUGUUGUGGAAUCCGUCCACAAGAGAAUCAAUGCUAGUUCCCCAUCCAGAAUUUCCAAUAAUUACUUAUAUAUAUGGCAUGGAAUAUGAUGCAACUAGUGAAGGCUAUAAGAUCCUUGCAAUUAACAUGAAUGAUGAAAGUACCAAUAUUUCGGUUGAAUUUCUCUCUGUAAAAAGGAACAGUUCCUGGAGAAAAAUUGGUUAUCCAACUGACAUUCAGCGGAUUCGUGGUUUUAGGGAUUGUGGUACAUAUAAUUUGGCUUUUCUACAUGGAGCAUUUCAUUGGCUUGGUAAGUUUGCGUUGAGGAACGACAUACUCUGGAGGAGAGGAGUUCAGAUCAGUUCAUGUUCCACUUUGAAAGAAGCAUCUUUUACCACAAAUGAUGAGUGUUGAAACAGUGAAGAAGAAAAUUAGCAGUCCAAAAGAAUAAUAAGGGAGGUAUACUUUCUGGUGGUAUUUCAAAUUGAGCUUUAAUUCACGUUUCUUUUUUCUCAAUCUCGAUCUUACUUAGGAGACGUGGAUCCUGUUGCCAUAUUCACAGCUUCUCCGUGCACUUGUUGCUUCAUCUAUCAGCUUUCGUUAGGAAAGCAAGAGCAAUGUCGAUUCCUUGCUUUUGUCCAUUGAACUCCGUUUUGUAUCCAUCAGAUAGGCGUUUGCCCUUUGGUUAUUUCAGCUUCGGCUGCUGAUUCAUGUGUUUUCAUAGAUGGUGGUAGCAAAGAGGCAAGGUUGUUGUGGCACUAGAGCAUAUUGUGUUUCCGAAUAUCCUUGCCAUCGAUGAUGAUUUGUAGAACUGCUCUAUAAGUGCAAUGACUCUGCUCUUUCCACAUCCACUUGGUCCAACAAGAGCAAGUGUAAGGACGCAUUGUGAAUUUUUUUUUGUUUAUUUUAUGAUUUGGCAAAUGUAUUUGUACAUUUGCAUUGGUGCAAAUUCACUAAUACAUGGGUUAAAAAUUUCCCAGAAAGAAGGGGAAGUUUAUUAUAAGGAUUAAAUGGUGCAAUUGUAUUCA
Molecule: messenger RNA, 1642 nt
Organism: Solanum pennellii
Lineage: Eukaryota; Viridiplantae; Streptophyta; Magnoliopsida; Solanales; Solanaceae
Product: F-box/kelch-repeat protein At3g23880-like
Exons: 4
Coding region: 48-1028 (326 amino acids)
Molecular function (GO): protein binding
Source: RefSeq, a predicted model, not a curated record